Molecule: messenger RNA, 2847 nt
Organism: Brugia malayi
Lineage: Eukaryota; Metazoa; Nematoda; Chromadorea; Rhabditida; Onchocercidae
Exons: 22
Coding region: 1-2847 (948 amino acids)
Molecular function (GO): nucleic acid binding; protein binding
Source: RefSeq, a predicted model, not a curated record
AUGGUUGGUCGAGGUCAUCCAAAACGUCAUUUAAAUAACCAAAAUUUGGAUAUUUCACGACGUAUCGAUGAAAAUCCAAAUGCAUUUAAUUCAUCGAUUCAUUCACGAAAUUUGGGAUCACAAAAUAACUCAAAUUCUUCAUCCCGAAAUAUCUUAUCACAGUUAUCGCAUGAUCAAAAUAUUCAACAGAAUGCAAGAAAUUCAUCAACUGCUUCUCAGUGUACCAUAUUUCCACGAUUACCGCCAGCAAAAAUACAGCAAAAAGUUAUUGUAAAAACGAAUGUUUAUGCCCUAGAAAUAACGGAUCGUACUGUUUAUCGUUAUGAUGUACAUAUCGAAGCAUGUUCCGGAAAACCUCAUACUGCAAAUGCUACAAAAGUUGACUUAUGUCGUGGAAAACAAGAUCCUUAUCGAGCUAAAAAAUGUAUGCUUUUAAUCGAUAUGGCAUUGAGAAGAUAUCGACAACUUAAUGAAUUUGCAUAUGCAUAUGAUUUUUCAAGCACAUUAUUCACUAAUCAACCGUUAGACUUAAAGGAGGUGUCUGAAAUUACUAUAUCGUCCAGUAAUGUACAGGAAUUGCAACAAAUGUUUGGUAGUAAUGUCAGGAUAAGUAUACAUAUUAGUGAAUGCCGAGAAUAUGCUCGUUCAUUUCAAACAACAGAUUUUAAUUCAUCCAUUACACCUAAUUUAUUGGCUCAAGAUCACUCUUUGCGCCAGUUUUAUGAAAUUUUAACAAAUCAACAUGGUUUACGAAGUGGACUGUAUUUCUCAUUUGGUUAUGGUCGAUUAUAUCAAGAAAAAAACAACAUUAAAUUGAAAAGUGGAGUUAAAAUAUUAGCUGGUGCCGAUAAAAGUGUUCGUUUUGUGGAGGGUAACCAGACAACUGGUUUAGUUCCAGCAUUAGUACUUGAUGAAAAGAAAACACCAUUCUUCAAUGAGGAAUCAUUGAUGGAUUUUGCUGCUGAAUUAUAUACGCCAGGAAUUCCAAAUCCAUCUAUUCCUAAUUUGGAUAGAAGAAAAUUUCAAGAUUUUAUACAUCGUACUGAACCAAUCAUCAAGGGUCUUCGUCUUCUUCGCUCAAAUAAUACUAAAACAUUCACUGCAAAUGGCUUAUCCAAGCAACCGGUGAUGUAUCUUAGAAAUGGGCGAAUGCCACCACUAACGGAAGCAUAUAAAAGAUUGGGAAUUAAUAUCAGGCCUGAUUUGCCGGCUGUUGUUAUCAAAUCACGCUCUGGUAUAGGUUUUUUCCCUUUUGAAAUUUUAUAUGUUACUCCAAAUCAAAAAGUUCCAGAUUCAAAGCUUCGAUCAGAUCAAAGGCUAACUGUAAUGAAGAGUUCAGUUGUAGCUCCACAUAUACGACAUGAAGAAAUAGAACGACAUAUGGCAGCAUUAAAUUUGAGUGAAAGCACAUUCAAUCCAAUUUUAGCAUCAUUCGGUAUUCGAAUUAGUAAAAGCCCAAUGGUGGUUGAAGCUAAUCGCCGUAUACCACCACAAAUUUCUUACAGUCCGAAAUGUUUCAUGAAUGUUGCACCAGAUAAGGCUAGCUGGAACGCUGGAAAUAGUCAGUUUACAAUUCCAGCAAAAAUUGAUAAUUUUUAUUUGUUUUAUGAUAGGGAUUGCAAUGAAAAUGUCAUAAUGAAUUUCUUCCAUUCAGUUUGUAGUACAGCAGAAAAAAGAGGUAUUACUUUUAAUAAAAAACUCAAAAAGAAAGUUUGCCCAGAUGAAUUGGAAGCAAAUAUUAAAAAAGUGGUAAUGGAAUCUUCUGGAGAAACAAAUUUCUUCAUGUAUGUUGACAAUCAAGAAUAUACUCAUGAUCAACUUAAACUAUAUGAAGCACUUUAUCAAGUGGUCACUCAGCAUGUAAAAUAUUCCACUGUGAGAAAUGUGUCACAUUCACUUGAAAAUAUUGUCAGUAAAAUGAAUGUUAAAAAUUUUGGUCACAAUUAUCAUACUGUACCAGAAAAUUAUGCGAUUAAAAGAUGGUUAUCAAGUGGUAAUACACUUGUUAUUGGUUAUGAUGUUUGUCAUCCAGAACCACAAUCAGCUGUUGAACGUCGUCUAAAUUUAAUAUCUACUCAACCAAGUGUUAUUGGAUUUUCAUUUAAUGCUGCGAAGGAACCGGAAACAUUCAUAGGAGAUUAUGCAUUUCAUGAACCAAGACAGGAACAAGUCACUAGUUCCAUUCUUGAAAGUCGAAUGUUUCAUAUUUUGAAAUUAUUUCAUGAAAUGCGUUCUAAGUUACCGACAUUAAUUGUUGUCACACGUGAUGGUGUCUCAGAAGGACAACAUAAAAUGGUGAUGAUGGAUGAAUUGGAAGCUUUACGUGCUGGAAUACAAAACUAUGCUGAUUUUUAUAAGAAACCAACAUAUAAACCAAAAAUAGUCCUUCUGAUUGCUGUAAAACGUCACAACAAACGUUUCUUUAUUGAAACUAAAAAAGGAGAAAUUCAAAAUUGUUUACCUGGGACAGUUAUUGAUCAUACGAUAACACGUGUUGAUGCAACGGAAAUUUUUAUGCAAUCACACAAAGUGAUAAAAGGAACUGGAAAAAUUCCAGCCUAUACGAUAUUAGUGAAUGAAGCUAAUAUGGAAAUGGAUGAGUUGCAAGCAUUUAUCAAUGCUCUUUGCUACAGUCAUCAAAUUAUCACAUCAGCUGUUUCAUUACCAGAGCCAAUUUAUCAGGCAGAUGAAUGGGCAAAAAGAGGACGCAAUAAUUUUCGCACUAUGUACAAACAAAAACUUGAUAAAUUACCACGAAAACCAAAUGGAAAAGUGGAUUGGGAUGAAGUAACGAAUAAACUUUGUUAUAUGGAUCGUAAACUUGAGCUAACAAGAUCGAAUGCUUAA